AAUCCUUAAUUUUUUUUUUCUUUUUGCGCUCGCAAAUUUCCCGAUAUCGCUUCCCUUCUAGUGGUGCCCUGGCUUGCAUUCGAUUUCUGCUUCCUCUCAUCGCCUUCGAUUUUUCUUCUUCAAUCAAACUUCAAGGGAGAGAGGCGGCCGGAGAGCGAUGGACUUGGAUACCUGGAUAUCUAAGGUUAAGGAGGGCCAGCAUCUAAUGGAAGACGAACUCCAGCUCCUCUGUGAAUAUGUGAAAGAAAUUCUUAUUGAAGAGUCAAAUGUACAACCUGUCAAUAGCCCUGUAACUGUUUGUGGAGAUAUUCAUGGUCAGUUUCAUGACCUAAUGAAACUCUUUCAAACUGGAGGUCAUGUUCCAGAGACUAAUUACAUCUUUAUGGGUGAUUUUGUUGAUCGAGGAUAUAAUAGUUUGGAAGUCUUCACCAUUUUGUUACUUCUAAAAGCCAGAUAUCCGGCAAAUAUUACCCUUCUGCGUGGGAAUCAUGAAAGCAGGCAACUAACACAGGUCUAUGGUUUUUAUGAUGAGUGCCAGAGAAAAUAUGGGAAUGCUAAUGCAUGGAGAUACUGCACUGAUGUUUUUGACUACCUUACCUUGUCAGCAAUUAUUGAUGGAACGGUGUUGUGUGUCCACGGUGGUUUAUCUCCUGAUAUCAGAACUAUUGAUCAGAUGAGGGUUAUUGAUCGAAAUUGUGAAAUUCCUCACGAGGGUCCAUUUUGUGAUCUCAUGUGGAGUGAUCCUGAGGAGAUAGAGACAUGGGCUGUAAGUCCGCGAGGAGCAGGAUGGCUUUUUGGCUCUCGGGUGACUUCGGAGUUUAAUCAUAUCAACAAUCUCGACCUGGUCUGCCGAGCACAUCAACUUGUCCAGGAAGGUCUGAAGUACAUGUUCCAAGACAAAGGCCUUGUCACUGUCUGGUCUGCACCAAAUUACUGCUAUAGAUGUGGAAAUGUGGCUUCUAUACUUAGUUUCAAUGAGAACAUGGAGAGAGAGGUGAAGUUCUUCACAGAGACAGAGGAGAAUAAUCAGAUGAGGGGACCAAGAACAGGCGUUCCAUACUUCUUGUAGAAGCUGAUUUUUUACAUUUUUAUUCCCCACAAUGCUUGAAUUUUGCAGUUUUUAUGGGUUUAUUUGUGCUGCAUAUUGAUGUUCCAUGCUCAUGGAGGCCAUCAUUGAAAAAGAAGAGGUAUAAUUCAACCUGUGAGCAGAUUAGUGGUUCAAUUAGAGAGAAUUUAAUAUUUCUGAUGAGAAGAAAAAGAUCAUUAUAGUGUCUGCUCUGUUAGCCAUACUGAUAUUUACAAAUGCAGCUGUGUAUUAUAUAUUCAUGUUAGUCUCUUGAUUUUAUCAUUAUUCUUCUGCAAUUAUUGUUGAUUUUG
Phalaenopsis equestris is the source of this 1377-nucleotide messenger RNA. Its product is annotated as phytochrome-associated serine/threonine-protein phosphatase. Gene Ontology annotation, molecular function: protein serine/threonine phosphatase activity. The coding region runs from base 158 to 1069 and encodes 303 amino acids. Gene Ontology annotation, biological process: peptidyl-serine dephosphorylation. Lineage: Eukaryota; Viridiplantae; Streptophyta; Magnoliopsida; Asparagales; Orchidaceae. Gene Ontology annotation, cellular component: cytoplasm. The record is from RefSeq and is a predicted model, not a curated record. The transcript is spliced from 10 exons.